AUGCGCUUUGACCACGCAAGUGACGUCACGCUUUUUGACAGCGAAUCCCUUUUGCAUCCCACCAUCAUCAUGGUCAUGGCGCAGACCGGAAACAAGUCCCGGGCCAGAGCGCCUCGAGCCGCUCUCCGGGGCACCCGGAAUCUCACUCUAAAGGAUACAGCUAUAGAUCUUGCGAACUCGAAUGCGACUGGUCUACCCUCCCUUCCCAUCGAAUUGCUAUUCGAGAUCACCGACUACUUCGCGAAGGUAUUACCGACUACUCCCGCAGAAGAGCUCUACACAUACCCGUCUCCAAGGACACAUCUUGACCGAAGAGAUGUACUGGUUGCGCUGUCACAAACCUGUCGUGCUAUGCGGGAGAAUACGUUGCCAAUACUUUGGAGGGAUAUUCAGGCCUUCGCAUCGACCACAAGCAUCUCUACCAAAAGCUGGCGGGUACGCCGGAGAGAAUGGCGACGAGCAGUCAGCAAGGAGCUGGAUCGUCAGUGCUUCGCCAUCUUCCGGGCACCCAACAUCGCUCCAUACGUAGAAACUGUCACAGUUGCUCUCACGGACUUUGCUACGGAUGGACUACCUCUGUUUGCUCACGUGCUGAGUUUACUGCCAAAUUUGAAGACGCUGCACAUCGUACACCUCGCAUACGACUGCUAUAAUCUUCUCAAUGUCUUCGACAAGUUGAGAUUGCCGACGGUGAAGACAAUGGUGCUGCCUGUGGUUCCCCUCUCAGCUGGUGCGCUGCUCAAGAGCUGCCCCAAUGUCGAACACUUCGUAUGUAAUACCCAGAGCGACGCCGCGCACUCGCGCCGCAUGGAUAGCUCGUUCCUCGUCUUGGUUCGGGAUAGCUGGCCAAGGUUGAGGUCCUUGCGUGGGUUUCCUAUCGCGGAGGCGGAUGAAAUGGCUUCUUUGCUUGCGCGAUGUACCCAGCUGGAACAUCUGUGGAUCCGGAUUGAGAAUACCACCGACCUCGUUAGCGAUCCGCAAGAUCAGACUCUCCGCUACCCUACUAUCAUAAGCCACCUUCGGGGCGCACACUUCCUCCGCUCAGUGCGGAUUGACUUUCGUUCUACGAGCGUCGACGUAAUUCUCGCAACAUUAACCGCAGUGAAACCAAUGCUCAGCGGCCCUCUCCUUCUGCGAGAACCACGGCUGGACGUUUACCUACCUCCGAUCCUGCUCGAGGACGCGAUCACCCGCAUACGCGCCGUUCUCCCUCCCGACUCGCGUGCCCAAGUAACAACCCCAUAA
Schizophyllum commune H4-8 is the source of this 1245-nucleotide messenger RNA. RefSeq lists its product as uncharacterized. NCBI's taxonomy places the organism in Eukaryota, Fungi, Basidiomycota, Agaricomycetes, Agaricales, Schizophyllaceae. Bases 1 to 1245 code for a protein of 414 amino acids. The transcript has 4 exons. The record is from RefSeq and is a predicted model, not a curated record.